Messenger RNA from Penaeus monodon (black tiger shrimp), 1194 nucleotides. Its product is annotated as bifunctional peptidase and arginyl-hydroxylase JMJD5-like. NCBI's taxonomy places the organism in Eukaryota, Metazoa, Arthropoda, Malacostraca, Decapoda, Penaeidae. Gene Ontology annotation, molecular function: histone H3K36 demethylase activity. The record is from RefSeq and is a predicted model, not a curated record. Gene Ontology annotation, cellular component: nucleus.
GCCAUUGGCAAGAUGUCCCGAAAACUUGGCGCGUUGUUUUCACCUGGGGAAGCAUCGCGGUCGUACACAUUCUCCUGACGGAUCUGCAAUUGUCCCUCAGCGGCGGCGUCAACUCCCCUCACGCCCAUUUUUCGUCAGCAGCCGAGAUUGUCCGGGCGUGCGACCGCGGCCUCCUCAUGGGUGCUCCAGUUGAUGACAAUCCCCUCCAUGAGGUGGCUUCCCUCUUCAACUUCCACGCCCGACUGUCUGCCGAUGCGUCGAUGGCCGAUCUCCCUCUGGAGGGCCUCCCCGUCACCCAGCAAGACGAGGCCACGGUCCACGUCCCUCUUCCUUCCGAGCACUGUCCUCCUCUGGAUCGUUUCCUCCUCAACUACAUGAACAAAGUGGUCCCUGUCAAACUCCUGGGCAUUGUGGACCACUGGCCAGCCCUCAAGAAGUGGCGGAUACCCUACCUAAGAGAAUUAGCGGGCGCCCGCACAGUCCCAGUGGAGGUGGGUGCCCGCUACACCGACUCCACGUGGUCGCAGACGCUCCUUUGCCUUGACGACUACCUGACUCGCUUCGUGUGCCAGCCCGCCGCUGGUGCGCCCACAGGUUACCUGGCGCAGCAUCAACUGUUGGACCAAAUACCAGAGCUCCGCGACGACCUCCUGGUGCCAGACUACUGCCACCUGGGGGAGGAGGAGCCGCGCCUCCACGCAUGGCUAGGGCCUCGAGGCACCGUGAGUCCCUUGCAUCACGACCCGGACCACAACAUCCUUGUCCAGGUAUUAGGAUACAAGUACAUCCGCCUGUACGCAGAGGACCAGAGCCUUCUUCUGUAUCCCCAUCCAGACCCCCUGCUGAGCAACACGUCGCAAGCAGAGAUCGAAGGCCCACAGGCGGACUGGCCGCUCCUCCAGCAGGCACAAUACCAUGACUUGAUCCUGGCACCCGGGGAGUCACUCUACAUCCCUCCCCGUUACUGGCACUAUGUCAGAUCUCUUUCGACCUCCUUCUCAGUCUCCUUCUGGUGGCGAUGAAGGCCAGCUCACCCUCAAGGCUAAGAUCUGUCUGGCCAGGGACUGGUGGCGCCGGUGCUCAGCCACGUUUUGGAGUCAAGAGUUCUGGCUGCCGGCCGGCCUCACCUGGGACGACAUCCACACCUCCAUGUACGACAUCCUCUUCAUCCCGCUGCUCAUCGGACUCUUCUUC